Molecule: messenger RNA, 2075 nt
Organism: Dermacentor silvarum
Lineage: Eukaryota; Metazoa; Arthropoda; Arachnida; Ixodida; Ixodidae
Product: probable ATP-dependent RNA helicase DDX43
Exons: 2
Coding region: 6-1763 (585 amino acids)
Molecular function (GO): ATP binding; RNA binding; RNA helicase activity
Source: RefSeq, a predicted model, not a curated record
CUGGUAUGGACGCCGCUUCGAAGAAUACAAGCAGCGUGGGCGCUACGUCCGGUCGGGGCCGUGGCCGUGGCCGGCCCCAAGCCGUUGAAGUUAUCUCGGUGCCUGCCAAAGAUGUUGCCAGGAUCAUUGGCAGAGGGUGUGCUAGGAUCCAAAAUAUUCAAGAUUCCUCCGGAGCACGCAUACGCGUCGAGACCAAGAUCGAGCUACGGGGUUCUGAAGAGGCGCGUCGGAAGGCCCGUGAGCUAAUCGACGCGAUCAUCCAUCCGCCGGAAGAACCAGCAUGCUCCAGCAAAAGCGAAGAACCGCCGCCUUUGCUCGACUGGGACAAGCUGCUUGCCAAGAGCGACGAAGCGGCGAAGAAGCGCUGGGCUUCUCUCGCACCGAUAAAUAAAAAUCUUUACGUUGAAGAUCAUCAAGUUGCGUCAGUGUCUGCAGAGGAGGCGGCGGCCUUCCGGGCAGCCAACAACAAUAUAGUUGUCAAGUACUUGGGCCCAGAACAACAGCCGCCACUAGACGUAGCAACUAACCCCGUGGCAACGUUCGAGCAGGCGUUUUCAAGCUAUCCGGAAAUCUUGGACGAAAUCAAGAAAAACAAGUUCGCAAAGCCGUCUCCAAUACAGAGCCAGGCCUGGCCAAUCCUGCUUCAAGGUCAAGACCUCAUUGGAAUCGCACAGACAGGUACAGGGAAGACUCUGGCAUUCCUGCUACCAGCCUUGAUUCACAUCGACAGGCAGCCUGUUCCGAGGGAGGAGAGGAAAGGUCCUUCGUGUCUGAUUCUCGCUCCGACGCACGAGCUUGCCCAGCAGAUUGAGCGGGAAGCAAAGAAAUACCACUACCGAGGGAUAAAGUGCGUUUGCGUCUACGGCGGUGGCAGUCGGCGAGAGCAGAUACAGACCGUCAACCUUGGCGUGGAGAUCGUCAUCGCCACGCCCGGCCGCCUCAACGACCUCGUCAUGAACAAGGUCAUCGACCUUAACUUUGUCACUUUCUUGGUCCUGGACGAGGCGGACCGCAUGCUGGACAUGGGCUUUGAGAUCCAGAUCCGGAAGGUGAUGCUGGACAUAAGGCCUGACCGGCAGACGGUCAUGACAAGUGCCACCUGGCCAGAGGGUGUGCGUCGCCUUUCCCAGCGGUACAUGACAAACCCAUUCCAGGUGUUUGUCGGCUCCUUGGACCUCGCUGCAGUGCACACAGUGAGCCAGACAAUCAUCCUCUGCGAGGAAGAGAAAAAGAAGGAGCAACUUAUGACUUUCUUCAAAUCCAUGCAGCCGGAAGACAAAGUGAUCGUCUUUGUCGACAGGAAGGCCAUGGUGGACCACCUGACAAGUGACUUUGUCCUGGCUGGCAUCAACUGCGAUUCCAUCCACGGAUCCAGAGAGCAGUGCGACCGUGAGCGAGCUCUCGAAGAUCUACGGGAUGGCAAAGUGCGCAUCUUGAUUGCUACCGACGUUGCCGCACGAGGGUUGGACAUAAAAGAUGUGACACACAUAUUCAACUAUGACUUCCCUCUCAACGUGGAAGAGUAUGUCCAUCGCGUGGGUCGCACGGGUCGAGCUGGGCGUACAGGCACAGCCAUCACGCUCAUAACUCGUGAAAACUGGAGGCAUGCUCACGAACUUAUCCGUAUCUUGGAGGAAGCCAGCCAAGAUGUGCCAACUGAGCUCUACAAUAUGGCUCACCGGUAUGAUGCUUGGAAGGAACGCCGUGGCCAAGGUGGUGGUUUUCGGCGGGGAGGAGGCGGUGGCGGCAAUCGCAAACGUUGAAGGAACAGUAUCUGUGAUAUGCUGUAUGACUGCUGGUAUGACUAUCGUUGUGUGGGAAUGUCAUCGAGCAACCGGGCAGACUCUUUCUUGUUAUGCUUUAUAUUGUUUUUUUUGCAAUGAAGUCCUUUUAUAACUAAUUGAGGAGCAAAUGAACCGGUGAUACACCCUGCAUGUUGCAUCUUUGCUUAGGCUGAGCACGUAGCCGAGAGAGCACUUUGCCCUCCACCUCUGGACAUGUUCAACAUAGCCUGCUGGCAUUUGCACUUCCAGGUGCCACUUUGCAUGUUCCUUGUGCUUUCUUAGUGCAUUCAG